AUGUAUCUCAAAUCCUCAGACCAUCUGCCUCCCCAUCUCGCUCUUCUACAGCUUUGGCCUCAUCAUCCGCCUGGCCGUAACCACAGUACAUGCAGCAUCUUCGGCCUCGUCAAGCAAGACUACGCAGACAACGCAGACGUCUUCCUCCUCGGCCGCAGCAACACCUCCUUCGAUCUCUUUGCUGUAUUAGCAAACAUCCACGCUAUAGACAUCAUCGGAUUCCGCGAUGCAACAGCUGGGCAAGCUCCUCUUUCAUACUUCUUUGCAGCUGGCCCCCCCACCAUCAUCACGGACAAAACACCACUCCUCCCCGAUCCCCCAUUCCUCCUCCACCCUCGAUCCCUCAGCGCCGCCUACAGAGUCCCUCUCCCAGCAGUACUCAAAUACCCCAGCAGCAAGUCCGAGAAUAACGACGGCACAUGCAAACACGUCCUCGUCAUUGCCAUCACCUACCCCAUUCUCACUGGACCCUCCCCAAGAUUCCAUUCCGCAGACUGGAAGGCCGCGCAGUCCCUCCUCGCUCGCACAAACACUAUCAUUUCCUUCACUUGCAACGAGGUCUCCAUCAAAAGACCCGGCGAGCCAAGCAACGCCAGUGCCGGUCUUGAUCCCUGCAUCAUCAUCGGCUCAGUUAUUCGCAUCAGGAAACACGAAAAUACGGAGCCCCGAUACUAUUUGUCGGCUUCUUUGGGAGCAAUUUUCAAGAAAAAGGCUUUUGUUCAAUACAAUGGCAAGGACGGGAAAACUAUGUAUGUGUUUCUCUUCAACAUAUAUGGUAAUAUGGUGUCUCUUGGCGCUACAGCGUCACCAUUCCCAUCCAAAGUCACCAAAAAAGUGGAAGGCAAGAUGAAGUUUGCAAUCGGUUCGGUCAUCGCGAUGAUGGCCACCACGGCAGACAAACGUCGCCGCAACUCGCCACCGCCAGGUCCUGACAGAUGCUUUUUCUGCUUAUGGAAUCCCAACAUCUCAUCACACAUGUGUGUAGCAUCGGAGUUGAGUAGAGCCUUUGUAUUCAGCCCCAGAUCCAGAGCCAUCGACUUGGCUUUUCUCGUCGACGGCAGCAACAACAAUAGCAGAGCCAACAACACCAACAAUAUGGACUUGCCAGCAUUUGACGAUCGCCUUCGAAACGGCACCCCCGCUCAAGUUUCCGGCGGACUCUGGCUUCUCAGGAGCGGUAGAAUCUUACGACCCAUCCUGCUCUCUGCUGCAGCAAGAGGUUCCACGCCCGUCAACUGA
Trichoderma gamsii is the source of this 1239-nucleotide messenger RNA. RefSeq lists its product as hypothetical. The transcript is spliced from 4 exons. Lineage: Eukaryota; Fungi; Ascomycota; Sordariomycetes; Hypocreales; Hypocreaceae. The coding region runs from base 1 to 1239 and encodes 412 amino acids. The record is from RefSeq and is a predicted model, not a curated record.